CUGCCCCUCCUCCCCUCUACGCGCGGUGGAUCAAGAGACCUGGGCUCUUCGGUUAAUCAGGCGCAUCGAAGUAUAGCUAUAAGCGUGAACCAGCGCCCUUAAGCUAAGGAACUAAAACAAAGGCUACGGUCGAGCAAGAUAAGUCUGAAAGCAUGCAGGAACAGAUUGGGUGAGAGGGGUCAUAUAAUAAGAGGUCCGGGAGCCUGACACUUGGCCUGGUUGGUCAUCGCCCCACGCCCAUGCCUCUGGCCCCCAUCGACCUAGAGGGAGGGGCUUCACGGCAUCUAAAAGAUUCCCAAGUGCGUUUCUCACCAUGGCCUUGUCUAUGGGAAGUUCCGACCAGAAAGACUACACCGUUUCGGCUGCAGCCUUCAUCAGCACGGAGGGUCCUGAGAUUCAUCCGGGACUGGGUGGUUCUUCACAGUACAGCGUGCAGCAUGAUAGAUUCAUGCCCGUGGAAUUUCACACAUCCCUCGAGACAUGUCUACGGCACUACCUGCCGCUAGAUUUGGGAUUGGAAUUUCCGAACGAUGCAGACAAACUCGAAAAGCUCUCCGAACGGCUCGCAGGCGCCGAAGACCGAUACAAGGGUCAGAAAAAGGGGUUCUGGCAUUCGAUCUGGUACCAUGUUGGCGAUGGGCAAGAGGUAGUCAGUAAUUGGCUUGCCCUCAUACCCAACGAAUACGGACUGGCUGUGGUGAAGACCGGACUGGCCGUGGUGAUCAAGCUUGCCGAAAAGUCCGCCGAACGACGGAAGAAGAUCCUCGAUACGUUUGUCGCCAUCCGAAAUGCGCUGGCGCGAGCCGAUCCAGAAAAGCGAAGUUUCCGGGCCCACAAGGAUGUCCGCGCGUGUGCGGACAGUCUUACCCGGACGAUUACCCAGUGUAUCGAGGAACUGAUCAAGUUGACGUCGAAGCAAAAGACCUCGUGGCGGGAGAAGUUGGCGGAUGUCCCGAAGCGGAAACAGAGGGCGCCUCCCAGCGAUCCGGAUGGGAUUUUGGAAAAGCUGGCCAAGUCGACGGAGGAGUUCGAGGAUGUUGUCACUCGUGUACGAGACAGUACGAUCGAGGCCACGGGGUAUAUGGCUAUGUCGAUCACGACAGCACUGCCGGUGAUGCAUGAUGACAUACGUGGGACGGAUGACCGCUUGCAGAACCUGGAUCGCAAGCAGGAUAGCCGAGACGAGGACUACAGGAUGGGAUACCAGAAUAUAUGCACACUGCUGAAUGAGACGCUUGCCAAUACGCGCAGGAUUGCGAGGAGAGAUGAGAAUUUACAGGUUAUUGCCCGAACUACCAUGGUCCGAUUGCUGCGUGAGAGUAAAAGACUAGAAGCAGAGAACAAGAUGCUUCGCCAGCAGCAAAGACUCAUGGCCAAUUUCGGAGCCAUCGUCGAUGAAAGCCAACUCUUCGAAAUCCUGACUCUCGCAUCACGCUCCAAUGACCACGAGCUGUCGGAUUUGGCCCACAUGCUACGCCAACCGAACGCCGACUUGCAGCUUGCAUUGACAUACAAGGGGAAGUUAAGUCAAGAGAGUCAAAGAAAGGUCCAGGCAGCAGUUGUCACAGACAACAGGGUCCUGCAAUGGCUGCAGUGCCCAGAAUCCGAUCUCAUCAUGGCAGACGCGAACGCCAUCAACCCAGGCAUAUCAAAGAUAUCUGCCAUUUCGGUCUUCAGCGCCACCUUCAUCACCAGUAUGAUCAACGCUCGUCCAGCAGAUGUGGUCGCCCACUACUUCUGCGGCCAUCAUUUCCGUUCCAAGGAUCCUUGGCACGGCCCCAACGGACUCGUUCGCUUCAUCGCAAUGCAGCUGCUUAUGAGGCUUAUGGAGAUGAAGCGACCCAAUCUGAGUUUCAUCAGAAGCUCUAACCAUGUUCGAAACCUGGAGGAACAUGACCUGUGGACUCUAUGCCACCUGCUACAUUCUAUAGUGGCACAGUUUCCAUACCAUGUGACCGUCUGCUUGGUUAUUGAUUCCAUAUCAUGCUUUGAUACUUCCAGAACUGCCCAUGACCUUCAUAUUGUGAUGGACCACCUGCACCGGAUUGUGACCGAGGAAUCACUCCGUCCAACUGUCAAGGUCUUUCUGACCAGUCCAAUGCAUAGUAGUCGAGCAAUGAUACAGUCGGAUGUCUUCCAAGAAGAUCCAACUCGCAUUGUUCGCCUGAUCCCGAAUAAUUCCCCGCUACCUUUGAUGGACAUGUCGGAGCGGCUUGUUGGCCAUAUGCUGUUCCAAGAUUAAGUGGAGGGGGAUCUGGAGGUCAUUACAGAUAUGAACAGCAGUUCUCUGGGCUAUCCUUAUGUUCAAAGUCAAACUCACAAUUAAGAAGCGAAUAUAUCCAUGAUUAUAAAGAACCAAUGUCUAUUACAAAGAAAAUUAAUAAGC
This is a messenger RNA of Aspergillus heteromorphus CBS 117.55, 2386 nucleotides long. RefSeq lists its product as uncharacterized. Bases 314 to 2242 code for a protein of 642 amino acids. The record is from RefSeq and is a predicted model, not a curated record. The transcript has 4 exons. NCBI's taxonomy places the organism in Eukaryota, Fungi, Ascomycota, Eurotiomycetes, Eurotiales, Aspergillaceae.